Arachis stenosperma is the source of this 1848-nucleotide messenger RNA. RefSeq names its product probable protein phosphatase 2C 33. The transcript has 6 exons. The record is from RefSeq and is a predicted model, not a curated record. Lineage: Eukaryota; Viridiplantae; Streptophyta; Magnoliopsida; Fabales; Fabaceae. Gene Ontology annotation, biological process: protein dephosphorylation. Bases 427 to 1746 code for a protein of 439 amino acids. Gene Ontology annotation, molecular function: protein serine/threonine phosphatase activity.
GGACAGGCUGAGUGAGCGUGUAUCUAUAUAUAUUUUCCUCUUUUUGUGUUGGUUCCUUUUGUUUUUGUCGUCCUUAUUUUCCAAAUCUGCCAUUUAUGGUCUAAGUGCGAACAAAUUCAGGGACGGAGAGAUAGAGAUAUAUGUAUUUCUAUCUAUUUCUGCAAAAUUUUGGGUUCCAAUUCAAUUUUGUAUUACCCAAGCUCAAUCAUUUAUUUUACCAUUCCAUUCUCUUCAAAUUCAGUAGAUAUUGUAAGAUUGUAUUGUGAUGUGAAAUUAUCAGAUUAAUUAAUGAAUAACGAAGAACAAAACGUAGAAAGUGAAAUGAGAAUUCAACAAAGCAGAUGAUGAGUUUGUCUGAAUUGUGAUUGACAUCAAAACGGACACUAUCGGAAUCGUUGCAAUUGGUGAGGGUGAAUUAAAUGAGGGAUGGGAUCAUGCGUGUCAAUAACGGUGGAAACAGGGCCUUGUGCUCCGAUCUCUGAAUCGAAUGGGAAUGAGAAUGGCAGAGGAAAUGGGAAUGAGAAGCGGCGACAGAGGAGGAGGAGGACACAAUUACAGCGACAACCACAACCGCAUUCAAGCUCAGUUCACCGCGGUUGUUCUUCCUCGUCCGCCGCCUUCGAUUACAGGGUGGAUGAAGAUAGCUUGCAUAGAAUUCCCGGAAGGAUCUUUCUUAAUGGAUCCACCCGCAUUGCUUCCCUGUAUUGUAAGCAAGGUAGAAAAGGCCAGAACCAAGAUGCUAUGCUUCUUUGGGAGAACGUUUGCUCAAAAGAGGACACUGUUUUUUGUGGUGUGUUUGAUGGGCAUGGACCUCAUGGGCAUAGGAUUGCAAAGAAAGUGAGGGAUUCCUUCCCUCUAAUACUUAUGGCUGAAUGGGAUUUGCAUCUUCAUAACAAUAAAGAUGGACUCUGCAGCAGUUCUGCAGCUGUAGAGAAACCCAACCUAGAGAGCCAUGACACAAAUGCUUUGGAGGCAGUUAGAGAAUCUUAUGUGAAGGCUUGUAAGCUUAUGGACAAAGAAAUCAACAUGCAGAAUAAUUUUGACUGCUAUUGCAGUGGGACUACAGCAGUUACCGUGGUUAAGCAGGGACAGCACCUUGUAAUUGGGAAUGUCGGGGACUCGAGAGCUGUGUUGUGUACCCGAGAUCAUGACGAUUCUCUUGUUCCUGUUCAGUUAACAACUGACUUUAAGCCAAGUCUUCCAAGGGAAGCAGAGAGGAUAAAGCUUUCUAAGGGAAGGGUGUUUGGCCUUCCAAAUGAACCAGAGGUAGCUCGAGUAUGGCUGCCUAACAUCGAUUCACCAGGGCUUGCUAUGUCGCGAGCUUUCGGAGAUUUUUGCCUCAAGGAUUUUGGCCUCAUCUCUCUUCCUGAUGUCUCCUAUCAUCACAUUUCUGACAAGGAUGAAUUUGUGGUAUUAGCUACUGAUGGGAUUUGGGAUGUGUUAUCAAACAGAGAAGUACUGGGCAUUGUGGGCAGCGUGCCACGAUCAUGUGCAGCUCGAAUCGUCGUGGACUCGGCUGUUCAUGCAUGGAGGACUAAGUUCCCCGCUGCCAAGAUUGAUGAUUGUUCUGUCGUGUGCCUCUUCUUUGAUUCAGAUUCAGAUCAGGGUAAGUCACCAUCCUCUGCAGAAGACAUGAUGAUGAUGAUGGAUGAGCAAUCUGAGGUUGGAACUGUUUUAUCUGCCACUAACACUAUAGUUGGCCCAAUGCAACCAUUGAAAUCAAGAACCAACACCACCUCUAAGUAACAACCUGCAUUUUGUACCACUCAUGCCUCUUCCCAAGCCUCCAUUGAUUUUAUUUUGGAGCUUGGUUGGUAAAAUAUAAAAUUAUUAAGGAUUCGCCAGUCA